ACGCCAUCGGUUGUGGCGUACACGAAGACCGAAGAUAGGUUGGUUGGACAGAUUGCUAAGAGGCAGACCGUUGUGAAUCCUGAAAACACCUUCUUCUCAGUGAAGAGAUUUAUCGGGAGGAAGAUGUCGGAGGUGGACGAGGAGUCUAAGCAGAUUUCGUAUACGGUGGUGCGUGACGAGAACGGAAACGUUAAACUUAAUUGUCCUGCUAUUGGAAAACAGUUUGAUGUAGAAGAAAUUUCAGCACAGGUAUUGAGAAAGCUUGUGCACGAUGCUUCAAAAUUUCUGAAUGAUAAGGUUACAAAAGCUGUUAUAACAGUUCCUGCUUAUUUCAAUGAUUCCCAAAGAACAUCAACAAAAGAUGCAGUUCCUGCUUCUCCUUGUUGA
This is a messenger RNA of Lactuca virosa, 387 nucleotides long. The record is from the annotation of a GenBank genome assembly. NCBI's taxonomy places the organism in Eukaryota, Viridiplantae, Streptophyta, Magnoliopsida, Asterales, Asteraceae.